Messenger RNA from Microthlaspi erraticum, 1149 nucleotides. Lineage: Eukaryota; Viridiplantae; Streptophyta; Magnoliopsida; Brassicales; Brassicaceae. The record is from the annotation of a GenBank genome assembly.
AUGGCAAACCAUCUUCCCGAUCCAUUAACCACUUCCACUAAACCAAGUCUAAACAAAGAAGAACGAUUUGAUGAAGAAACACUGAGCUUGCAAGGGGAGAGGAUUUUGUACACCGCGAUGGCCUUCCCUAUGGUAUUCAAAUCUGCCUUGGAGCUUGGCGUUAUUGACACGAUUGCAGCUGUAGAUGAAGGUGUGUGGCUCUCAUCUUCUGAGAUUGUGCAUCGCCUCCCAACCAAACCCACCAACCCAAAUGCAGCGGUGAUGUUGGACCGGAUGCUGGGUUUACUAGCCAGUUACUCGAUCUUGAAGUACCGUAUGGUUGAAACCGGAGAAAAUGGUGCAACCCGAAAAUUUGAGAGGGUAUAUGCUGCUGAACCGGUUUGCAUGUCUUUCUUGAACCGUGGAGAUGGCUCAGGGUCCCUCGCGUCUCUGUUCAUGUUAUCCACAAGCGAAGUCUUUUUCAAGACUUGGGCACAUCUGAAAGAUUUGAUAUUAGAAGGAAAAGAUGCAUUUACAUCUGCUCAUGGCAUGAAACUCUUUGAAUACGUUGGUUUCAAUGAACAAUUGGCUGAGUUGCUUAACCGGGGAAUGUCAGAAGGUUCUACCCUGACCAUGAAGAAAGUUCUAGAAGUUUACAGAGGAUUCGAAGAUGUAAACACUUUGGUGGAUGUGGGAGGAGGAAUUGGAACCAUUGUAGGUCUAGUGACUUCCAAGUAUCCUCAUAUUAAAGGCAUCAAUUUUGAUUUAGCCUCGGCUAUAGCCCAUGCUCCUCUUUAUCCAGGAGUGAAGCAUGUUUCGGGAGAUAUGUUUAUUGAAAUCCCAAAAGGAGAUGCCAUCUUCAUGAAAUGGAUACUACAUGAUUGGAGCGAUGAAGACUGUGUAAAAAUUCUAAAAAAUUGUUGGAAAAGUCUUCCCGAGAAAGGAAAAGUGAUAAUAGUCGAGAUGAAUAUGCCAGUGAAGACAAAGAUCAACGAUUUUGCUUCUAACAUUGUGUUUUCCAGUGACAUGCACAUGUUACUACAAUGCUCAGGUGGUAAGGAAAGGUCUUUUUAUGAGAUCCAAACUCUAGCCUCUAAUUCGGGUUUCUCUCGUUGUGAGAUUAUAUGUCAUGCUUAUGCAUAUUGUGUUGUCGAACUCCACAAAAUAUAG